Messenger RNA from Lates calcarifer (barramundi perch), 1727 nucleotides. Its product is annotated as adrenodoxin. The record is from RefSeq and is a predicted model, not a curated record. Gene Ontology annotation, cellular component: mitochondrion. The transcript is spliced from 4 exons. Gene Ontology annotation, molecular function: 2 iron, 2 sulfur cluster binding. Gene Ontology annotation, biological process: P450-containing electron transport chain; positive regulation of oxidoreductase activity. Lineage: Eukaryota; Metazoa; Chordata; Actinopteri; Centropomidae. Bases 384 to 881 code for a protein of 165 amino acids.
UUUCCCAGGAAAUAACGUCGGGGACCUUUCACAUUUGCGUAUUAAUCAGACAGACCUGGGCAGUGUAAUUGUGGUCGACAUUAUCUGUCUGCUUUGUAUUUUGUAGCUGGUUACCACAAAACAAUCGACUAAUUGAUUUGGGAUCUCAGACAACAAGCAGUUGCCAUAGGUUACACGUUACGCAAUGAACGUGACAGUGACAGAGUGACUUCUUGCAGCUAAAACAAGCUAGCUGAGCUAGCUAGCUCGGCGUUGUCAGACAACUUUGGGAGAAGCAAGGAGCUCGACACAAGUGGGCUGUACAACUCUGAAGUAAGUGUCUGCGUGCCCAGCAGGACGGAUACAUUCUCAACUCGUUUUUCAACCCUUUUCCGGUACCUGAAAUGGCUUUGGUAACAGCGUUAAAGAGACUGGCUCACGUCAGGUUGCGAGAAUACUCUCGGAGGACGGCGGCAGCAACUUCGGGUGCCUGGCUGACGGGUCGGAGGAGUUUCACCACCGGCACACAGACUCUGAGGUCAGACAAUAAGGUGACAGUCCACUUCAUCAACAGAGACGGGGAGAAGAUCACAGUGAAGGGAUCACCUGGAGACUCACUGCUAGAUAUUGUCAUUAACGAAGACCUCGACUUUGACGGCUUUGGAGCGUGUGAGGGAACACUGGCGUGCUCCACAUGCCAUCUGAUCUUUGAUGAGGACGUCUACAAGAAGCUGGGGCCGGUCACAGACGAGGAGAUGGACAUGCUAGACUUAGCCUACGGCCUGACUGACACAUCUCGUCUUGGCUGCCAGAUCUGUCUGACAAAGAGCCUGGAGGGCAUGGUGGCCAGGGUUCCAGAGAGUGUAGCCGACAUCCGGCAGAGCAAAGACGAAUCUGCUUAACCGGGACCCCCCUCCCCGCUGUGGAGCGUGGGUAUAGACAGUGUGGUUGUGCCUGAACGAUGGUAGGUGUAAAUCUGUCAGUGUUGCUGUAUCUGGCUGGCUGCAACAGCACUGUUUCUCCUUUUUUUUAAAAAAAACUUCUAACUCAAAGACGACUAGAGCUAGCUCUAAGUAAAACCGUACUCAGUUUACAGGACAGCCUUUGAAACCAUUAGAGAAACUUGCAGCUGUAUAGUCAAUAACUAAAUAUUUAUGAGACAUAAACUCUACACUGAGACAGAUCUAUGAUAUCAUAUCUGUGUAAACUCUGGCCUGAUUUAAGGUUCAUCCGUUUUAAUCACUGUCAGAAAACGUUACACUUGUAUUUGACAUGUAGUGGACGGCAGCAACAGACUCUGGACUCUUGCUACCGUCCACAUCUGGUUUGUGGCUCUGCCCUCUGUUAUAAGUGUCUUUUCCUUUUCUUGUUACUAUGACUAAAUUUACAUGGUUGCUAAAAGACUUUUUAGCUCAGUGCAGCUCUGAUCUUCAUCCAAACAUUUGACAUUCAGACCCUUCUCUUUGUGUGUAAAUUCAGUCAUAACCCUGAACAAGGUGAAGGAAAAGACUGAAAUGUUUGUGAACCAUUAACAGUUCUGGAUGCCUUUGAGAUUGUGCUGAUACUAAUUCCCUCCACCCCCCAACAUAUAUGUUAUUUUACAAAAUAUGUAAACCCCCCCCCAUUGUUGGUUUGAUUAAAUCUGUCAUGUAACCAUAUAAUUUCAUCAUAUGAUUGUACAUAGCUAGAACACACAUAUAUCUGUGUAUAGUGAAAAAUAAUGUAAUAAAAAAAAAUCACCUUUCUAA